This is a messenger RNA of Magnolia sinica, 951 nucleotides long. RefSeq lists its product as uncharacterized. NCBI's taxonomy places the organism in Eukaryota, Viridiplantae, Streptophyta, Magnoliopsida, Magnoliales, Magnoliaceae. The record is from RefSeq and is a predicted model, not a curated record. The transcript has 5 exons. The coding region runs from base 47 to 775 and encodes 242 amino acids.
UUGCUUCGGUUUUCUGAGUAAUACACCAUAUCUCUCACACAAGGAAAUGGCUCUUUCCUCUUUCCAAUUUUACCCUCGUUUUGGCCCGAAAUUACCAGCUUUAACACGUCCCAGAAAUAGUAAAUACUACUGCCCCUCUCCAAAUUUAGAACACUCACAUACACCGAGAUUGCGUGUAUCAGCUAUCCCUCCAUGUUUUCUUCAUCCAAAUUACACCAACGUCUCUGCCAGAUCUAGUGGCCCAUUUCUUCCACCCCAUGGUGUUGCUCCCUCUCAUCAGAUAGACCCAUUUGAUGAUGGCCCACAAGCGAUCGACACCGUUCAUGAUCUCUACUCGGCGAUUGGAAGCCGGAAUACGGGAGAAAUCACCCAUCUGAUAUCUGACGACUGCAAAUGUACUUGCAAUUUCACUCCCUUACGCGGUUUGUACGAGGGGAAAAAGCAUGUUAUUGGCUUCCUUACUGGCCUGAUUGGGUCCAUGGGAGAAUCAAUGGUGAUGAAGGUGGACACGUCAUGCUAUGGAGAAGGUGACACCGUUGGUGUUCUCUGGCACAUGGAGUGGAUGGGAAUUCGUGUUCCCUUUGGGAAAGGCUGCACAUUCCACACGUGCGAGAGCAGGGACGGCAAGAUCCUUAUAAGGGACAUGGAGAUUUUCAUGGAAUCCUUAGUAAAGCUGGGAUUUCUUCAAUUGAGAUUGAUGGGAUUGAUGAUGUUCAUCUUCGGCAAGUGUAUGCGUGUUGCAAUGGGAUACCUGGAGAUGGGAACAACCAUAUGAUUGUUGGUGGACCAUAUCUAGUGGAUAAAAACUUGAUUAGACGGUUGGGAUCAUUUGUUCAGUUUGAUUUAUGUUAUGGCCCAUUCAUGUUGGGGUCCACAGCUUCAUCAAAACCGUUAAUUUACAUGGAUAAUGAUUGAAUUGCUCAGAUCAUUUUAUUGAAGUAAUUUUAAUGA